Molecule: messenger RNA, 2933 nt
Organism: Mucor mucedo
Lineage: Eukaryota; Fungi; Mucoromycota; Mucoromycetes; Mucorales; Mucoraceae
Product: armadillo-type protein
Exons: 1
Coding region: 276-2690 (804 amino acids)
Cellular component (GO): eukaryotic translation initiation factor 4F complex
Molecular function (GO): mRNA binding; protein binding; translation initiation factor activity
Source: RefSeq, a predicted model, not a curated record
CUAAGGUCGCUGAGGAAGCUAAGGUUGCUGCUGAUGCUAAGGUUGCUGCUGAUGCUAAGGCUACUGCCGAUGCUAAGACUGCUGCUGAUGCCAAGACUGCUGCUGAUGCUAAGGUUGCUGCUGAUGCUAAGACUGCUGCUGAUGCCAAGGUUGCUGAAGAUGCUAAAUCUGCCGCUACUGAAGCCAAGGCCGAAGAUAAGCCUGCCGAAGAGGAACGUAUUGCUGCUAUUACUGCUGAUAAAGCUGCCAGAGGUGUUGCACCCGGUCGUCUUGAUAUGUCCGCUAUUCCUGCACACGUUUUCAAUGAUUCACCUGUUUCUACCCCUAUUGCACCUCCCAAGGUCAAGGGUCCUCCUAUGAAGGUCAUUGAAGAUUUCAGCUCAAUUGAUUAUCCUCCUGAGUUUUUAGCUCCCAAGGCCAGAGACCCUACUACCGGCAAGAUUUCAUACGAUUCUGCUUUCUUGAUGCAAUUCCAACAGCUUUGUCUUGAUACCGAUGAGGAUUUAACCGCUUUCCAAACCAUUGGUGAGGAUUCCCAAGGUGGCAAUGAUAACCGUCGUGGAUCUAACCGUCGUCAAACUUCCGAACGUGGUCGUGGACCUCGUACACCUGGUGGAUCUGGUGAUAAUAUGUUUAGAAAUGGAUCUCGUGAUGGACGUGGAGAGAUGGGUAAAUUCAGCGGUGGUCGUCCUCUUGGUAACCGUCAAGGUAGCAAUGGACCCAACUCACCUGGUAUGGAACGUCAAGGUUCUCAAGGUGGUAGAAACCGUAGUGGUCGUGGUGGUAAGGGUGGUCGUCCUCCUAGAGAACAAAUUGGUGCACCCACUAUUCCCCUUGAUCAAGUUGUACCUUUAGAAAAGAGUGAGAACCGUUGGGUUCCUACUGUUGUUGCCAACGAAGGUGAAGUUGUUGAUGCACAAAAGGCUGCUGAUGCCCUUGUUUCUCAAGAAAUGAUUAUCCGUAAGAUCAAGUCUCUUCUUAACAAGUUGACUCUCGAAAGAUUCGAUUCUAUCUCUGAUCAAAUUUGGGAAUACGCAAAGCAAUCCGAAAAGGAAGAAAAUGGUCAAUCUUUAAGAACUGUCAUUCAACUUAUUUUCGACAAGGCUUGUGACGAAGCUUCUUUUGCUAGCAUGUGGGCUCAAUUGUGUAAAAAGAUGUACGAUCUCAUGUCUCAAAACGACAAGAUUAGAGAUGUCAAUAUUCUCGAUCCCAAGACAAAGGAACCUGUUCAUGGUGGACCUCUUUACCGUAAAUAUCUUCUUAACCGUUGUCAACAAGAGUUUGAAAAGGGUUGGAAGACUGGUCUUCCCAAGAUUGAUGAAGAUGCACCUGGAGAAGUGAUGAUGACUGAAGAAUAUUAUGCUGCUGUCAAGGCCAAGCGUCAAGGUCUUGGUCUUGUCCAAUUCAUUGGUGAACUUUUCAAACGUCAAAUGCUUACCGAUCGUGUCAUGAUUGAAUGUUUGAUUAAGCUUUGUACCGAUACCACACACCCUGAGGACGAAGAGGUUGAGACCAUGUGUAAGUUAUUAACUACCAUGGGUAAGGUCUUUGAUACCAGUAGCAGAAAGAACAAGGAAUGGCUCGAUACCUACUUUGAUAGAAUGCAAGAAAUGUACAAGUCUGAAACUUUAAGUUCCAGAGUCAAGUUCAUGAUCUUGGAUGUCUUUGAUCUUCGUAAGAGUAAGUGGACUUUAAAGCGUGGUAACCAACCUGCUCCCGCCACCAUUGCCCAAAUUCACGAACAAGCCAAGAAGGCCAGUGAAGAAAAGGAAAAGGAAAACAUGAAGCGUUCCGGUAGCUCUCGUGGUAACUCAUCUCAUCCUGUCUCUCGUCAAGGUUCCCAUCGUGGCGGUGGACGUGAUAUGCAACGUCAAGGUUCUCAACACAACAACAAUGCUAACCAAAACUAUAACCAAAACAAUGGACCUGCUCCCGUCUCCGAUGGUUGGAACACUGUUCCUGGUAGUCCUACUGCUGCUCCUCGUGCCAGUGGUCGUCCUAAUGAACUCAAUAACUUGGGUAAGGCUGAACGUUCCAAGUCCAGAGGUGGUAACAUUCUUGGUCCUUCCACUAGUCCUUUCAACACUUUGGCUCGUACCAACUCUAAGGCUGCUACUGAAAAGAAGGGUACUACACCUACUGAAGCUCGUAGUGCCAGUCCUGCUACUCACAUGAAUAUGUUCAGUGCUUUAGGUGGUGAUGGACAUGAAGAGGAGCCCACUGGUGAAAGAAAGAAGUUACAAUUAUUACCUCGUGGUGGUGCUGAAAACGCACCUGCAUCUUCUGAAGAGGAGAAGACUGAAGAAAAGCCCAAGAUGAGUGAUGAUGUUGUUGCUCGUAAAUCUAAGAGUACCAUUGAAGAAUAUUUCAGUCUUCGUGACAAGAAGGAAUUAGUUGAAUGCGUCAAGGAAUUAGAUCACACCGACUACCAUGUCAUUUUUGCAGGCAAGUUAUUAGAUUUUGUUGAGAAGAAGACCGAAGAUGUUCAAGUUGUUUGUGACAUCAUUGCCGAACUUUACAAGGAAAACUUACUUACAAAGGAAGAGUUUGUCUUGGCCUUCAAGAAGUUCUGGGAAGGUUAUGAAGAUUUAGUUAUUGAUGUACCUCAAGCACCCAAGCAUGUUGAUAUGCUUCUUGCUGCCACGGGUAUUGAACGUUCAGAAGUUGAAUGUGAAGCCCAAGAUUUUUAAAUACUAUAUAUACAACCAAUUAACUAAAAUUUCAUAAAAAUUAACUGUAAUAUUUCCCCAUCCCACACCUUUUUCCCAUCCUCCCACUUUCCUCCCUUUCCUCCCCUUACCAAAAUACAAUUCACUAUUUCCUAUUUUUGUUCUUUUAUUCACCCCUCCAUAUCAUACAUAUAUAUAUAUUUUUUUUUUUUUUUUUUAUGUUUUAUUAGGCCUGCCCCGGUUGACCCGGCUUCUUCAGGGCAA